This is a messenger RNA of Exophiala spinifera, 645 nucleotides long. RefSeq lists its product as uncharacterized. NCBI's taxonomy places the organism in Eukaryota, Fungi, Ascomycota, Eurotiomycetes, Chaetothyriales, Herpotrichiellaceae. Gene Ontology annotation, cellular component: endoplasmic reticulum; endoplasmic reticulum membrane. The coding region runs from base 1 to 645 and encodes 214 amino acids. The transcript has 4 exons. The record is from RefSeq and is a predicted model, not a curated record. Gene Ontology annotation, biological process: endoplasmic reticulum to Golgi vesicle-mediated transport; intracellular protein transport.
AUGACCCUCUAUUACAGUCUGGUGUUCGCCAUAUUGGUGUCCGAGAUGGUGCUCUUCAUGGCCUUGGUCGUCCCAAUGCCUUUCACCAUCAAGCGAAAGAUGUUCAAUUUCAUCUCGGAAAGUCCCCUGGUAGCAAAACUACAAUAUGGGAUGAAGAUCACCUUCAUAUUCAUCCUCAUUCUUUUCCUCGACAGCGUCAACCGCGUUUACCGAGUCCAGAUCGAGAUGGCCUCCCUGAUGAAUGACACCACGGGCGCAGGGCGUGCUGCAGCAAUCGGCUCUGACCGGAUGGAGGUUCAAGCCCGCAAGUUCUACUCGCAACGCAACAUGUACUUGACUGGCUUCACGCUCUUCCUCUCUCUGAUCCUAAACCGAACGUACGGCAUGAUCCUCGAAGUCCUUCGUCUGGAAGAGAAGGUCAAGAUGUACGAGGGUGAUGCAAAAGCUGGUGGUGUCGAGGGAGAGAAGUUAGGCAAACACUACCGUGCCGACCAGAUUGGAGAACUGAAGAAGCAGUUGGACAAGAAAGACAAGGAACUGCAGGCAAUGAAGAGCCAGGCCGAGGGUCUGCAGAAAGCAUAUGACGAGUUGAGCGUCAAAUACAACCAGACCAACCCGAGUGAAGGUGACAAGAAGAGCAACUGA